Molecule: messenger RNA, 237 nt
Organism: Zea mays
Lineage: Eukaryota; Viridiplantae; Streptophyta; Magnoliopsida; Poales; Poaceae
Exons: 3
Coding region: 1-237 (78 amino acids)
Source: RefSeq, a predicted model, not a curated record
AUGUCGUGGACAGCACGCCAUGAUGCCCGCUGGAUGUUUACUGUGCUGCGCAGCCCCAUCCACGACGUCGUCGACCCAUGCCCUUGUCGUCAUGCCUCGUGCAUUCCAUGCUCGACAAAAGCCCCAAGCUGUGGACAACAUGCAGACAUGCGCGACACGAGUCAGCCAGGACCGAGAGAUGAUGACCGAGCCAGUGAUGUGGUGCCAACCACAAGGUGCAGUUGGUGGACGACCUGA